Molecule: messenger RNA, 1518 nt
Organism: Ilex paraguariensis (yerba mate)
Lineage: Eukaryota; Viridiplantae; Streptophyta; Magnoliopsida; Aquifoliales; Aquifoliaceae
Source: the annotation of a GenBank genome assembly
AUGGGUCUGCCAGAACUGUCGUCGCAGCCUUGCAUCGUCGGCGUCGACUCUUACGCCGACAAAUUCUUGAACACCGAUUCCUCUUUCUCCUCCGCCUCUCGCUCCGGUGUGCAGGGUUAUUCAGUCCAUGGGGCUAGUAAUAUGUUAGGUUCAACACGUAUGGACCAUUCUUUUGUUGAGUUGCCAAAGCAAAGAAAUCUGCCACCAAGAGUCCCUCCUCGGCCUCGUGGUGGAGGUAUUCCCCUGGACACAAAUCAGCCUGGGAAGACAAUGGAAGAAUCAUUUGUGGUGUUGCCUCCACCUGCAGCUUCUGUAUACAAUUGCGAAUCUACAUCCGAUGGAGGUGGAACCCAAUUUCAGUCACCUGAGGGUGGACCUACUUUUGCUCCUUUGCAGCCAAACAAUUCCGGUUUUCAUUCCACCAUAACUGUCCUGAAGCGUGCAUUUGAUAUUGCAACUGCCCAGACACAGGUUGAGCAACCCUUGUGCCUUGAGUGCAUGAGGGUUUUAUCUGACAACCUUGAUAAGGAGGUUGAAGAGGUAAGUAGGGACAUAAAAGCAUAUGAAGACUGCCUUCAACGGAUGGAGGGGGAAACACGAAGUGUCCUUAGCGAGGCUGAUUUCCUCAAAGAAAAAAUAAAUAUAGAAGAAGAAGAACAGAAACUUGAAGCAGCAAUUAAGGAAACAGAGAAACAAUGUGUGGAAGUAACUGCUGAAUUGAAGGAACUGGAGUUGAAAUCUAGUCGAUUUACAGAGCUGGAGGAGCGGUAUUGGCAUGAAUUCAAUAAUUUUCAUUUUCAAUUAAUUUCGCAUCAGGAAGAGAGGGAUGCAAUUUUGGCAAAAAUUGAAGUUUCACAAGCACAUUUAGAGUUGUUGAAGCGCACCAAUGUGCUCAAUGAUGCUUUCCCCAUCUGGUAUGAUGGAGAAUUUGGAACAAUUAUCAACUUUCGGCUGGGAAGACUUCCAAAAAUUCCGGUUGAGUGGGACGAGAUGAAUGCUGCGUGGGGCCAAGCUUGCCUUCUUCUCCAUACAAUGGCUCAAUAUUUUCUGCCGAAGUUCCAAUAUCGGAUAAAAAUUCUUCCUAUGGGUAGUUAUCCUCGAAUUAUGGACACCAGCAAUAAUACUUAUGAACUAUUUGGUCCGGUGAACCUUUUUUGGAGCACGCGUUACGACAAAGCAAUGACGCUGUUUUUGACUUGCUUAAAGGAGUUUGCAGAGUUUGCAAAUUCUAAGGAUAAGGAAAACAACAUACCACCUGAGAAAUGUUUCAAGCUGCCGUACAAAAUUGAGAAUGAUAGAGUGGAAAACUAUUCGAUCACACAGAGCUGCAACAAACAGGAGAAUUGGACGAAAGCUCUCAAGUACACACUCUGCAAUUUGAAAUGGGCUCUCUACUGGUUUGUUGGGAAUACCAAUUUCCAGCCUCUGUCUACGACAGUCUCCUCUUCGCAAGCUGAAGUUCCAGCUUUGGGCUCUUUGUACACAAAACGCACUGUUGAUUUAAAAUGUGAAUGCUGA